Molecule: messenger RNA, 3408 nt
Organism: Archocentrus centrarchus (flier cichlid)
Lineage: Eukaryota; Metazoa; Chordata; Actinopteri; Cichliformes; Cichlidae
Gene: relt
Product: RELT TNF receptor
Exons: 11
Coding region: 210-1514 (434 amino acids)
Biological process (GO): apoptotic process
Molecular function (GO): protein binding
Source: RefSeq, a predicted model, not a curated record
UAAGUGAUUUGUUCCACCGAGGUCAGGGUGUUUAAUCGAACGUCUGCAGGGACUUUUGCACAGUUAAAAGUAAAUUAGAAAGUUUGGCUUUGGUCCUGACUCAGCAUUUGUAGCAGCACACACAGCAUCCUUUCUGAGUUGCCACGGCAACUGUGUCAGUCAGCUGCAAGUCUGGGAUCAUAUGUACAUAGAAGAAUACAUUGAAGAAGAUGAGGAACCACCUUUGCUGCUCAGCUCUUGUCCUUUUCAUGCUGUUUGGCUGUGGAGGGACUGCAGCAGUGCAGUGCUGGUGGAGGGAAGGGUGUGUGUGUCUGCAAUGCAACGCAGGCCAGGAGCCUUCCAAGGCUUGUGAGCAGAUCCAGAGUCCAGCUGAGGAAGUGCAUUGCCAGUUGUGCCCAGCUGGAACCUUUUCAGAUGCACUGGAUGCCGAGCUUUGCCGACCACACACCUCCUGCGAGCUCCUUGGCCGAAAGGCUGCAGCCUCUGGCAACGCGACCUCAGAUGCCGUCUGUGGUGACUGUCUGACUGGGUUUCACUCCUCUGCCGCAGGGCAAGUUUCCACUCAAAGUCCCUGUGUGAAAAGUGACUUGCAUAACAGAGUGGCCCGUAAUGUGGGUAAAGGUCAGUCCGGUGGAGCAGGAGGGCCAGCCAACAGCACAGUGGUGCGCAGCGCUGAGGAAAAGACAGCAGAGUAUGCUGUGUUUGCCCUGGUGCCUGUCUUCUGCGUGAUGGGCCUGUUGGGCAUCCUCAUCUGCAACAUCCUAAAGAAAAAGGGAUACCGCUGCACCGGUGAGAAGGAGGGAGGAGAUGAAGAGGCUGCCACAGCACAGAAAGAAGGUAACAGUUGUCCCUACAUAUCCGAUGACCUGAAUGAAGACACCAUCAGUGUUCUGGUUCGUCUCAUUACUGAGAAGAAAGAAAAUGCUGCUGCGCUGGAGGAACUGCUGCUGGAGUACGAGACCAAAGAGAUGGCCACGAGCAAGGGCUCGUCAAUCAAGUUCCCAAUGCUGUCUCCCUUAUCCCCAUUCCGCUCCCUUCCCAGACUCUGUCCCCAUCAGUCCCACCUCCACACCAUCUCCGGCCUCUCCGGCCUGGCCCCCAAACACGGUUACCGUUGCACCCGUUGCGCCCAGAAAAAAUGGCCCCCUGUUCUCAUUCCACCCCUGGAUUCUCUCAAAGAUCCACUGAAGCCCCCCCAGAGUCUCAUCCUGCCCUCUCUGGACACAUCUUCUGACCAGCAGAAGAGCCCCCUUCUGGGUGGAGAGUGUGGGAACACACACCAUAAACAAGCUGCUGUGCCAAAAACUGUACAGGAAAAGAUGGAAGGAAGUGAAGUGAAGGAGAAAAAGGAGGGAGAGCUCACAGUAUUGUCUGUGGGAAGAUUUCAAGUUGCUCAGAUCCCCGAGCAGAAGCCAUGCACAGUGGAAACCAAGAGAGCAUCUCAGGAGCAGAGGAACUCCUUCUUUGGGGGGAAGUCCUUCUCCCUGUCUUCCUCAUCUGGCAUCAGGAGGUGAAGGGACACUGUGCAGUAUUGCUACCUCGCUGAAGAAAACCUCAUUGCCCGGCGACAGCUUGACCGCUGACAUGGAGGGUGUUUUUAGAUGACUGACACCGAGAAACCACAACCACCUGCUGCUGGAAGUAGUUGUUUCUAAUAAUGCAAUAAGAGGAAUAUAACUGUAUUUAUUAUUACAUAAACAGAUUAUUGUAUUAUAGACGUAUCAGACGCAGCUUCAGAGGAAUCACGGCUGCAUCCAAAGAGAAACGGGUUUGAAAAGCCUUUUGAAGACAUGCAAGGAUGUAUUAACAAUAACUGACACUAGAAGGAGGGAAGUGUGCGUUAUACACAAAUUCACUCCCAAACUUUUUAUUUUUUUUUUUUUUUUACUGGUGCUUCCAUAUAAAAAAAAAAGAACAAAAAUACAAAAGGGUACAACUCAUACUCACUUGUAAAUUUAUAUAUACACUCACCAGUGGUUACACCUUAAAAUACCCUAGUCUUCCCUGUGUGCAGUGAAAUGAAAAGAGCACAAUGGACUAUUUUGCUGGCUUAAAAAUACAAAUAAAAUAUUUCAUAAGAACGCACCUUAAAAAGAAGAAAACAUCAACCCGAGGUCUGCAACAUAAAUGAGCACAUGAGUGAGACAAUAAGCAAAAUAAAUAUAAAUGAUUUGGCUCAUUUGAUACUUCAUUAUUGCAAAACAGCAAGUUUUCAGCUCAUUAUAAUUCUGUGUUUUCAACUGUAUUUUUUUUUUUUUUAAACUCUUUUUGCUUUUGCUCGCACAGAAACUGCAGGUGAGCUGAGGGGGUUGAAUGUAGUCUGAACACACUUGCUGCACUCACUGAAGUAAAACCUGAGAGUUAAAGAAGAUUUGCUGAGAUGUACACUUACCCAGGCUCAGCAUUAAUACCUUCUUUAAAAAAAACAAACGAAAAAGUACAUUUUUGAGGAUCAAUUUUUUUUUCCAAGAGUGUCUCCUCAGACCGUACGAGAGCCUUUUUAAUAGCACUGCAGUCCUUUAGCUUGUUCCCAGCUGCUGUUGUCAGUAAAGAGGUAGAUCUCGCUUUUGUAGAAGACAAUAUGUAAAUGACUGUACAUAUGUAAAUAUGGGUGGGUUUAGAGAAACAGCGUUUUAUAAAUUUAAAGGAUGUGUGAGGUGGUACAUUAGAUCCCUUGUAAUGGGAAAGACAACUGCACUGCACCAGUGAGUGACAUUUGUAGUUUACCAUAAAACAAAACAACUAUAAUCACACUACCACGCACAGACCCGAAGGCUGAACUGCAGGAUUCAUUUAACAUUAUAAUUUUUCUGCCAUUUGGGUGCUUUUCUUCUGCUCUGACAGUUUUCUAUUCUAUUUAUGAACAAACUCGCAGUACACACAGCCAGACUGUAGUUAUGCAAUCUUCAUAACUCAGAGAAACCACUUACAUAUAAAUACACACACGCGCGCACACACACACAUUUAUUUAUUUUUGAUCGUUUAAUUAAAUAAACCCACCAGUGGCUGCAGAGAAUUAGUGGUUGAAAUGCCUCAAAGUCAUGCGAGCUCAGUUGGCUUUAGUUUACAUCCUUGUGGGUUUUCGAGCAUGUAUUAUAAUCAUAGAUGGGGUUUUUUUUUUCUUUACUCAUUUUCAUAUUUUUCUUAUUAUGUUGUGACAAGGAAUAUGACAGCAUGUCUGGAGGGAAGAGUAUUUAUUGGCUGUGUUACAUGUUUUCUUUUGAUCUGUUUUUAGUAAUAUUUUCACUCAGGCUACGGUUAUCAUAAAAUGUUUUCAAGCUGAAGUGUUGCUGGAAAGAAGGAAGGAUUAAAACAGUCAUCUCAUCAACUUUGUAGCUUGUGUUUAUAUAAUAUUAUAUAAGUGCGAGCGUAUGAUGUUUUUAAAAUAAAGGGGUAUUUUAAAUGCUA